AACCGACCGUCGAGGACAUCGUUGUCUUCCCACUUUUACCUCACAUUCCUUUACCAUGGCUCCAUAGUCCACCACACUCUUUACACCCCCACCGGCCUCACCUCAGUCAUUCCUUGUACAUAGCACCGCCGACCGGAACACAUUCAUUCACUACACGCCCCAGAACAUCACGCGGACCGUAUACUCCUGGAAGUGAACAACACCACGCCGCAUCACCUCGAAUCACAACCACAACACGCCUUUCACGACCCUCGAGCGAUCACCAGAAGGAGAUACAGUUCAGGACACCAUACCACAGUCGACGCGUUCACGCGCAGGAGAGCAUCACACCCGGUCACACCGCGCACGGGCAGAGUCGCGGUCGCAGAAACUCAGCCUUGGAACACUGCCUCAUAUCGGAUAACAUGUAUAUCCCGCGAGCGGAGGACUCGCGCGUGCAGCGCAUGGUUGAUGGCGCUGCAGCUGGUCUUCGCAUAGUCGCCCGAUCACUGGCCGAGCGAGCCGAGUCCAACAGCAAGGAGGAUACGCCAAAUGAUCGAAUGAAGGUGCAGAACAUUGGAAUCGCUCUCGGAGUCAUCAUUCCCAUCGGCGGCGCCAUCAUUGUUUUGACCUACCUCCACCGCAGACAUGUCAAGCGACAACGCGUAGAAGACAUGAACGACCCUCACAAAUCGUUAGAUUUCGGAUUGGAAGGCCUGGGAUCAAUGCCUCCACAGGCACCCAAAAAGUCGAGAAGAGGGAAGAAAGGGCCCGAGAUGAUCGUCACAGAUUUUGGAGGACCGACAGCACACCCAUCAAAACGAGGACACGGCAUGUCAUUGGAUCUAGGCGUACCCAGCCCGUAUCUGCUCCCAGCUGGACUGCAAGGCUCUAAGGAAUCAAUACACAGCAUGUCCCGCAACUACGACGAACAUGACCCUUACCGCUCGGUCGCUAUGAUGCGACCUUCGGGCGAGACGGACAGAUUUCGCGGUGAUGAUAAGGGCUCCGUCUACUCCAUGUCCACCGGAAAUCGAUCCGCAUUACCACAGGACCGUGCCUCAUUAAUCGCGAACGCUCGUCCGAUGUCCAUCACACCCAGCAAGCGGAGCGACCCGGCAACAUCCCAUCCAUCAACACCUGCAGACGUAUCGCCCCGCGAUUCACACAGCCCGAUCUCUCGCACGCGCUCACCUCUGGCAAAACUAAGCGUGGACGAGACCGCAAUCGCCGAGAAACAGCUAGAACCAUUGCCUUCGCCUCCCACCGUGCCGGAGGUCGCGUUGAUGAUGCCUCCGCCGAGAAAGUCAUCUACCAUGCCCGUCCCUCCUCGCCAAGAUUCCAUGACCAUACCACAAAUCAACCGACCAGAAUCGAGCAAUUACGACGAGACUGACAUCCGUGGAUCUAUCAUGCCGAACGUGGUCAUCGACGAGCCAUACGACGUUGACCCAUCGAGCAUCUACGCCGACUACUCUUACGACGAGCCAGAAGACCAAGGACUCGCUCUGCACGCGCCUCAGCCACAACGACUUUCUGUUAUGGCCGCCGGCUCCCGUCUUUCCAUGGUCGAUGCUCACCGUCUCUCCACAGCAGGCGGCAAUCGUCUCUCCAUCAUGGGCGCAGGCAACAGACUCUCCGUGAUGGGCGCCCGUCCUCUCCCUGCAGACAUGCCCGAAGACAAUCCAGAGAUCCGCGCGAAUAGAAUCCGCUCGUUCUACAAGGAAUACUUUGACGACUCCAAACCCCUCCCCGCCAACGCAUACUACGAGGACGAAUUUAACAAUGACCUUCUCGAAGGGGUCGUCUACGAUCCAGAUUCCGGCGGCUUCUACGCCCCUGAUGUGAUGCCAUACGCCCAACCCGUCGGCCGCCGCGCCAUGACUCCUCCACCACGCUCAAAACCUCGCGUUUCUGGCCCGAACUCUCCUCUUCCAUACCCAGGCCAGCACGUCCGCAAAUUCUCCUCCCACUCUACCAUGUCCGGCGGUCGCGGACCAAUGGGAUACGGAGGCGGACCAGGCGCGCGCGGCAGACCGAUGGUCCCAGCCAAGAAACUCCCUCCACCAAUGCCCUUGCAAUCUCUCCCCACCCCUCACAAACUCGGCCAAGACGUCUGGAUUUCCAACCCCAUCGAUUUCGCUCCUCCGUCUUCCAUCCGAAAUGUCCAGAACGGCGCUCGUCCAGACUCACCCUUCGGCACGGCAAGACCAUACUCCCCAUCCGUCCGCGCCUUCACACCUCUCGCAUCCUCUUUCGACGCAUUAGCAGUCCUUCCAUCACCGCACGAUCUGCGGAAGAGCGGAACGUUCACGGCGUUGGACUUUGCUCCGCCGAGCAGGAUGCGGGAUCCGGCUAUGAUGGGUGGUGGAAGCGACGCGGGGAGCAUCAGGAGUAAUCGCAGUGGCAUUUCUGCGAUGCAGCACCAGGCCGUGAGAGAGGGCGCGUAUAGAGUCAGCAGGAUCCCGAAGGAGUUUGUGGCAAGUCGAGAGGAUUUGUCGGGACAGUUGAGGCCGAAGAUGGAUAUGGUUUCGAGGGCGUAGAUGGUGCAUAUUGGUGGUGACGAUGGACAUAUGGGUGUAAUUCUGACUGUUGUUUGAGCGAGGCAUAACAGCAUGGGAAUUGGAGUGGCAUUUCGUCGUUGCUGAAGGAGCGAAUGCAUUGAAGUUGCAGCGAUUUGUGGAUUAUCUCGGCACAUCAUGGGGUAUGGGCUGGGAGAUCAUUGGGAAGGAGGCUUCUUUCUGCUUCUUCUGACCGACAUGUGAACGACUGCUAUACAAUUAUAAAGGACGGUGUAUUAUUCUGUCUUUUUUCUUC
This is a messenger RNA of Zymoseptoria tritici IPO323, 2796 nucleotides long. RefSeq lists its product as uncharacterized. The coding region runs from base 405 to 2522 and encodes 705 amino acids. The transcript is spliced from 2 exons. The record is from RefSeq and is a predicted model, not a curated record. Lineage: Eukaryota; Fungi; Ascomycota; Dothideomycetes; Mycosphaerellales; Mycosphaerellaceae.